Molecule: messenger RNA, 1102 nt
Organism: Cuscuta campestris
Lineage: Eukaryota; Viridiplantae; Streptophyta; Magnoliopsida; Solanales; Convolvulaceae
Source: the annotation of a GenBank genome assembly
CUUAAUUCCAUUUAAUCUUCAGGAUUUGAAUUAAUAAUUGUGAUUUCUUAUGAUGACAUGACAGUUCUCAAACUCAACUCCAAAGAACCCAAGAAUCAGUGACCAACUCAGAACAAAGUUAUUAAAGGAAGAAAUAUAAUUUAUAAAAUAAAAAAACAAACAAACAAUGUCUGGAGUGUCCCUAGCCGUGUCUUCAACAGACAUGGACAAAUCAAAAUCACCCCCGGAGCAAAAACAAGCCGUCGGCAUAAUGGGAUCCCUCCGAUUGAUCGAGCUUCAGUUAGUUGCCUUCAUCAUGGUCUUCUCCGCCAGCGGCCUCGUCCCCCUUCUCGACCUCGUCUUCCCCGCCCUCACCACCGCCUACCUACUCGCCCUAUCCCGCCUCGCCUUCCCCUCCCACCACGGCCGCCGGGCGGCGGGCGGGUACGGGACCCAGGAAAUAUUCCAAGGGAGCCGCCUUUUCCGGGUCUACGUCGUGGUCGGGACCACAGUCGGGCUGUUCCUCCCGCUGGCGUACGUCUUGGGCGGGUUCGCGAGGGGCGACGAGCACGCCGUCCGGUCCGCGACCCCUCAUCUCUUCCUCCUCUCGUUCCAAAUACUCACCGAGAAUAUCAUUAGCGGACUGGCUCUCUUCUCCCCGCCCGUCCGAGCCCUCGUCCCGUUGCUCUAUACGGUUCGUAGGAUCUUUGUCAUCUUAGACUGGGUGCACGAUGUCUGGGUUAACAAGUCCUUGCCCGCUAAUGCUCAGUUCAAGGAAGUGGCAUGGUUUUGGUUUGGGAGGACGUUGGCGGGGGCUAAUAUGGGGUACUUCUGCAUCAACCUCUUCGGGUUUUUGAUUCCGCGGUUUCUGCCUCGGGCAUUCGAGAGGUACUUCAAGGAGAGGGACGAGAUUCUCGCCAAGACGUCGGAAGACAAGCGCUCUGCUGCAGCAAUGGCGGCCAAAUCCCAACAACAUGCUGAAAAGGCAGACUAGUUUGUGUAUUUCAAGCUUACUUAUUAAUUUUUGUGUUAUGCAUGUGUGUACUGUUGGAUACUUGGGUGUUUUGUGGUUUUGCAUGCCAAGGUAGCUUUAGUUUAUAAGGAAUAAGCAGGUAAUGUACGU